This is a messenger RNA of Anthonomus grandis grandis, 2424 nucleotides long. RefSeq lists its product as uncharacterized. NCBI's taxonomy places the organism in Eukaryota, Metazoa, Arthropoda, Insecta, Coleoptera, Curculionidae. The record is from RefSeq and is a predicted model, not a curated record. The transcript is spliced from 12 exons. The coding region runs from base 429 to 1952 and encodes 507 amino acids.
AUCCGAAGCCCCCCUGCAAGAAACACGCUCCUGCUCCUCAUCAUCAACAUCAUCAUCACCACCACAACAACAACAACAAUCAUCAUCAUCAUCAUCAUCGUCGUCGUAGUUCUUCGCGCUCCCUGCUUCACUUAAUUCUUCCGUUUGGUCUUUGGCGCGGCGAAACCACCGUUCUUUCAAACGAAUUAUUUUCCGAUCCGAGGUGGAAACUGUGACAAAACAAUAGAAGAAGAACGUUCUUCGGGUUUCUUUUUUUCGAAAAAAAAAACCUAAUAUUUCGUGCAAUUAUUGCCUUUUUUUUUAAGCGGGAUUUAAAAAAAUGAUUGCGCGUUUCUUUUAUCGAUGAUUGCGUUUUGUGUGUAGUGCAGCGUGAAUAUUAGGACUAUUUUGUAACUUUUUGCAUGUGGGUUUUGUGAGUUUCUACGAAUAUGGGGCCAAGUGGUGUUUUAAGAUGGCAGAACGUCUUCUUCCUUAUAGCAUCUAUAGCACUGCAAACCGUUUUAUGUGAAAAUAUAACCCAAAAAACCUCGAUAGAGUACAGUGUGAGUAGCAGCAGCAGGGAAGGCCUCCACAACUCCAAUUUGACCGAAGUUUUGAGUAGCGAGUUGGAAACUUCGAAUCAUACCAGAGAGGCGCUGAGUCACGACGCGAGCGAACCAGAAUCGGUGGUUUUUAUCGGAGAAAACCCGAACUACGUACCCCUGCCGUCCCUUAGGACCCGAACUGCCGCCCCUAUAGAAGACGACAGCGAUUGGCAAAACCCUUUGGAUACGUGGGAUCGGGAGUAUAGGAGGAUCAGGUUUAAUAAUACGAAAGUGCAACAUAUCGAGGCAGAAUGCCAGGACGACUACAUGAAAAUCCGUGUGGUCUUUAAUGGAACGUUUACCGGGUUGGUCUAUUCAGCAGGUUACGCCUACGAUCCGGACUGCAUGUACAUCAACGGUUCCGGCCGCGACAACUACGAAUUCUUCAUCCAACUGAACAGAUGCGGAACUCUCGGCAAGAAUACGCAUAACGAGGAUAAUAGAAAAUCGCCAACUAAAAAUUUCAUGUGGAAUACGGUGACCGUCCAGUACAACCCGUUGAUCGAGGAGGAGUUCGAUGAGCAUUUCAAGGUCACUUGCGAGUAUGGAUACGAUUUUUGGAAGACUGUCACUUUUCCCUUCUUGGAUGUUGAGGUGGCAACCGGAAAUCCAGUAGUUUUCACCCUAACCCCACCGGAAUGCUACAUGGAAAUCCGUUACGGAUAUGGUACAGGCGGCAACAGGGUAACUGGACCGGUAAGGGUCGGUGAUCCCCUGACCCUUAUUAUUUACAUGAGAAGCAAAUACGAUGGUUUCGAUAUUGUCGUAAACGAUUGCUAUGCACAUAACGGAGCCACGAAGAAAAUUCAACUCAUCGACGAAUAUGGGUGUCCCGUGGACGACAAACUCAUAUCGAGAUUCCGCGGAUCCUGGUCGGAAACGGGAGUUUUCGAGACCCAAGUGUUCGCUUACAUGAAAACUUUCCGAUUUACAGGCUCGCCCGCCCUGUAUAUCGAAUGCGACGUCCGGAUGUGUCAUGGCAGAUGCCCGAGUCAGGCUUGCCAUUGGAGAAACAUAAAAAACGUAAGAAAAAGACGCGCCAUCGAGUCGGGCAACAGCAGUACGGCCGCCCCGAUUCCUCUCUCGGAAAACGUGAAUUUAUUCAAAUCCCUUACGGUUCUGCAAGAGGGAGAGACCGACCAAGAAACAAAUGUCACUUAUACAGAUUUUAGGACAAAUGACCCGAAUAACAUCUGCCUUAGAUCGGGAUGGUUCGCGGCCCUAUUGGCUUUCGGAUGCGGCGUGAUGUGUCUCCUAAGCGGAGCCCUGUUGGCCACUUGUACGAAAAUGCGGAAAAUCAGCAUCGAUAAGGUCUUAUCCGCCACCCAGUUUAACGGUUACAUGAACCACCGCUCCAGUUUUAAAUGAUCGCCCGAGAACUUUGAAAUAUUUUUGCUGUGAACGAAGUACAUGAGAGUUUUUGUAUACCUGACUGAUCUGUUAGUAGUUUAAGGGCUUUUUCAUGUUUUUUUUGCAUUAUACUUUAUAUAGUUUUUAGAUACGAGCACAGGUCUUACAUACAUGGAGAACAUAAGCUUUAUUAUUAAUUAAAAAACCUUCUCCUGUAUGUUUGACAUAUAUUGGUCCUAAAUUUUUUUAUUAAAAAAGAGCUUAUAUACAGGAUGUCACGAUUACCAAGAUGAAACAUGGGACGCUCUGUAUAUGUAUGCACGAAAUUUAUGACCAAUGUGAGGGAUUUUUUUCGUAAAAAUUGCUCUAAUUUGUACAUAAAUAGUUUUCACGUUUGAUAGACAAUUAGUUGUUUGCUUAGCUAUAGGAGUUUUUGCAACAAUGGUACUGUAGUUUAAUUUAAUUAAUAAAAGAUAUUUGUAAAAGAAAA